Spathaspora passalidarum NRRL Y-27907 is the source of this 1594-nucleotide messenger RNA. RefSeq lists its product as uncharacterized. The transcript has a single exon. The record is from RefSeq and is a predicted model, not a curated record. The coding region runs from base 107 to 1342 and encodes 411 amino acids. Lineage: Eukaryota; Fungi; Ascomycota; Pichiomycetes; Serinales; Debaryomycetaceae.
AUCAUUUAUUGCAUCUUAAUAUCUCGGGAAAAAAAAUAAAUAAAAAAACUACGAUUAUUUCUUAGCCCCUGCCAUUUUUCUUAUCUUGAUCCCUAAACAUCACCAAAUGCUGCCAUCCGCCGUUCUCAAUACUAACCAAUACGAACUUGUCCAUUUGACGGACAAGGAAGUCAUCCAGUUCACUAGAAGACAAAACUCCGAGGCCUGGAAGGGGAGGUUGUCGCUGGAAGAUUACGUCUUGAGAGAGCAUGUCUUGGGAAAAUCGAAAAUUACAUCCUCCGACGUCAACAGAUUGGUCGUCUACAUGAUGAGACGAGUGGAGGAUGGUACUCCCUUGUGCUCUAUUGAGUUGCUUAUUCGUAAAAGUUGGAAAUUCACCUUUGACGAAACAACUAACCAAGUGGUGCAACAUGAUAUUUUAAGUGGCUGUAUUGGGGGGGUUUUCACCUACCCCGAACAUAGAAAGAAAGGCUAUGCCCGAAUCAUGGUUGAUAAAUUAGUUAAAGUCGCCAAGUCGGAAUUAUUGGGCGAAGAUGGCUUUACCUUUUUGUAUUCGGAAGUAGGUGAGUAUUACACCAAGAAUGGUUUUUUGUCUUUGCCAGUUGACUUGAUGAAUACCCCAGUAGACAUGAAUGACGAUAAGUUAGAACAAGACCCAGAUGUCAAAGACUCCCAAUUUGAACUCGUCGAUUACCACAACUUUGAACCAUUAAUGAAUGACUACAUCACCCAAUUCAAACAAAGCAUUAUUUCCAAAGUGCAAGCUGAUCACAAGACUAGAGUCGCAGUGGUCCCUACCUCGGAUAUUGUCGAUUGGUUCCAUUUAAGAUCGAAAUACAUCUCCUACAAAUUGUUCCACCAAGACAAGGCCCACAACGCCAUUGAUUUCUGGAAUGAAUCUUACAACUCAAUAAGAGACAAAUUAGUCCAUAAUGACCCUUUUAAGUUUGGAUUGAAAUUAUACAACGCUGAUAAAUCAGCAGUAACUGCAUUCAUAGUAUGGACCAUGGAGUGGGCAUCAACCACCGAAAACUACGCUUCGGUUUUAAAAACCGUGGUGUUUGAAGGAGACAAGGACGCAACCACAAUCAAGUUACUCAAAUUGAUGAAGAACUACCUUAUCAAGAAUCCAAUCGUGGACCAAACAACUUCAAAGAUUGUCAUUUGGGAGUCGGAAGUUUCUUCCCUGGUCAAGGAAUUCCUUGUCAACGAAUGGAAUACUAAACAUGGUAUUGAAAAUAGUUCUCGUUCGGCCAUUUUGAUAAACAAUCAAUUGGAAGAUGAACAGUUGAAACUGAAUGAGUUGAUUUGGGAAGGAAAUGAUAAAAUUCCUUGGUUUUAGUGUUUAUUUAUAGAUAAUAAAGAGCAUCCUUUUGUCUUUAUGCUCUACUUGUAAUUGGACUAAAUCUUUUGAAGCUAACUAGGGUAAAAAUGUCACGUCUAUACGAAGGCAAAAACAAAAAAAAACACCAAGCCUAGGAAACUUUCAACGCCUAGGUUUUUACUGACAGAUCAUUAAAUCAUACAUAUUGAAUAGAUACUGUAUUUGCGAUUCCUUCUGAUUUUAAUAAAUAUUAAAGCAAGUACUUUUAUC